Messenger RNA from Auxenochlorella protothecoides, 498 nucleotides. RefSeq lists its product as hypothetical. The record is from RefSeq and is a predicted model, not a curated record. Gene Ontology annotation, cellular component: COG complex. The transcript has a single exon. The coding region runs from base 1 to 498 and encodes 165 amino acids. NCBI's taxonomy places the organism in Eukaryota, Viridiplantae, Chlorophyta, Trebouxiophyceae, Chlorellales, Chlorellaceae.
AUGGAGGUUGGGAGGCCCGGGUCCAGUGCCUCCAAGAACGGCAACAGGGGCACCAGUGAGGAGGAGGCAGCCUAUUUCUCCCAGCUGCUGGGAUACAGCAUGGAGCGCCUGGCCCGGGAGCCGGAGCUCCUGGCCUCCGAGCAGCAGUACCUGGCCCGCCAGGCCGCGGAGGUGACGUCCACGUACCGCGGCGCCCUGCUGGCCAGCGCUAGCGGCGCUCGCGACCUCGCCGGCAUCCUGGGCGACGCAAGUACCCGCCUGCGCGCCGUCUCCGACGCCCUGCCGCGCCUGCAGGCCAGCGGCGAGGCCUUCGAGGGCGUGGCCACGUCGUCUGAGGCCGCCCGCCGCGUCAACCGCCAGCUCGCAGGUACAAAAGGGGGUAGGAUUCAGGGGUUUCAUGUUUGUGUCAGAUGCAGGCACCUUACCCAACUGGUUGAGGGAAUCAAAUCCCCCUCAGACCUGGGUGUCGUUUUCAUAUCCCCUCUGCUCCUCUCCUGA